Callorhinchus milii (elephant shark) is the source of this 7256-nucleotide messenger RNA. RefSeq names its product chondroitin sulfate proteoglycan 4 (gene cspg4). NCBI's taxonomy places the organism in Eukaryota, Metazoa, Chordata, Chondrichthyes, Chimaeriformes, Callorhinchidae. The transcript is spliced from 11 exons. The record is from RefSeq and is a predicted model, not a curated record. Bases 1 to 7155 code for a protein of 2384 amino acids.
AUGGACCUGAACCACUUCUUCACGACCACCCAAGCAAGUCAGGUGAUGGGAGGGCCUCUACGCCAGCAGCAAACCUGGGCAGAGCCUAGUGACCAAUGCUCAAAGAGCACAGUGUGCUUGGUGCGCUCAGAAGCAUCCUACUGCUUUGUAUUUAAUUCCUACUGUGGCUUUACGUUGCCAACCGUCCCAAUAGCUUCUGUGUCCUUCUUUGGAGAUAGCUACGUGGAGGUGAGGGAGCUUGGUGUUUUUGCUUCAUUCAGUCUCUCCAUAAAGUUCCUGACCAGUAGGCGCAAUGGAUUUCUCUUUUUGGCCGAAGGACAAUCUGACUACCUGCUGACAGAGUUGCACUCUGGAGUGUUACAGGUGAAAUUAAAACUUGGAUCUGAAGAAGCAGUAAUACAUUCUCUGUCUGGCCUGAAGCUUAACAACCUUGUAUGGCAUGAUGUACUUCUUAUGCACGACAACGGGAUCCUGACCUUAACUGUUGAUGAACUCUUCACAACUUCUGUGAAGGUGCCUGGUGAACUGAAUGUGGACAAUGGCCUGUAUGUGGGAGGACCUGGAGAGCUGAGAAGCCCCUACUUAACAAGUGCAUCCCCUCCCUUCAGAGGUUGCAUUUCUAAAGCUGUCUUCAAUGACAAUGAUAUCCUAAGGCCACUCAUAUCACAACCCCGAUAUAAAACUCUGCAUGAAGUAGAACUUGGAUGUAGCCAGGUAUUGACAGCAGGGAAUGAUGACCCUAUCAGCUUUCUGGGACCCAAAUCCUAUGUCUCUUUUCCAAGCUGGAAUGCAAAAGAGGAAGGGAUAUUCCAGUGUUCGUUGAAGACUGUUGUCCUGGAAGCCCCUUUGCUCUACCAUUUAGGGCAGCAAAAUAAUUUUAUUGCUCUUGAAAUUACCCAAGGGCAUUUACGCGUCAUGCUCGACAAGGGAAGUGGAAUUUAUGUCCUCGAAAAUGCCCGUUUUAUUAGUGACGGCAAGUGGCACACUGUUACACUGUCAGCUCAUAUAAACCAGAUUGAACUCAUCGUAGAUGGUGAAAGGGCGGAGCAGACUUUCCUAAGUGAAGAUGAGGAGAACUAUCUAGAUCUCGAAGGGCAUUUGUUUAUUGGAGGAAUAGAUAAAAAAGUUCUAGCUGAAAUAAGGAACCGGGACCUCUCCACCAUACUGGGAGAACAAACAGUGUCCGGUUCCUUUGUUGGAUGCAUUCAAGACUUAAAGGUGAACUCAGUAAAGAAAAGUUUGCCGGACGCAAUACUCACAAAGGGCAUUUAUACGGAGUGUGAAGAUGAGGAAAGUGUGGCCAACGGGCAAUUUGAGGACCCAGUAACGCCCUCUGCAAGUCACGUGCAGGUUCCGACAGCCAGCCCUACAUUUGCACCGUGUUUGCUGAGCAAGAACAUGCCUGAAGCCUUCAACAAUUUUACUAGGCUGUUAUCUCUGAGGCCAUUGAUUGUAAAGGAAGGAGGGGGUGCAGUUUUAGAGCUUGAACAUGUCCAUCCCACUCUUGAUUUGAGCAGCAUUAGAGUAAGACAUUCCCAAGUACUUUUCAAGGUGACUGAGGAUGGAAUACAUGGCCGCCUGAAAGUAAAUCUUCCCGGUGCAAGAAGCAGGAAAGCAUUUACCUUGUUGGAUGUGAUCAACCGUCAUAUAAUUUACAACCAUGAUGGGUCUGAAGGGCCACUCGAUUGGUUAACAUUUGACGUAUCUGUUUACAGUAAACAAGAGAUCCCUGAUUGUUUAAAACAGGGUCAACGGUAUAUUUUUACCAUCAAUAUCACCCCAGUCAACGACCCACCAGAACUAAUCUUCCCAAAUGGGAAUCUUAUGAUGAUCCUUGAAAAUACAUGGAAAGCCCUCGGUCCUGAUGUAGUCCAGGCUGUAGACGUGGAUACCAACUGUGCUGAGUUGAGAAUUAUGGUAGUUAGUGGAUCAGGUUUGGGUUAUAUUCAUAAUGUGAAGAAUCCUGACCAGAGGAUUGGAGAAUUUUCAUGUCAGGAUCUUGAAGCAGGAGAUAUUCGCUAUGUCCACAGAGGCAAUGAGGAUUCUCAAUUAACGAUGCAAGUCAGUGAUGGAGAAAGAGUGAGUGCUGCUUCUCUAUUGAGAAUAACAGUAUUGGAGCCUGACCUUCAAGUGGGCAACAAUACUGGUUUAAUCCUGCCACAAGGAGGCACUAGCUUUAUCACCAUUAGCAACCUGUCUGUGGAAACGAAUGUAAUGGAGCAGAGAGUGGACGUUUGGUACAAUAUCACCGACGUAUUAUACUAUGGUGAGGUUCAGAAACAGGACACGGAUGGGGAGUGGAAACCAGUGAAUCAGUUCCAGCAGCAAGAUCUAGAGCUAGGACACCUCCGCUAUUUCAGCACCGAUCCCGAGUCCCGUGAGAUAGACAUGACUGAGAGACUUCACUUUGCUGCCCGAGUUGGACAAAAGCUCCUUGAGAAUAACAUCUUUCUGAUAAAAAUAAAACGAGCCAAGAUAACACUGGUAACGAUGGCUCCCAAUGAGCUAAUGAAUAUAAGACGGGGGAUGAUCACACAAGAUGCAUUAGAAGCUGCGGUGGAGGACAAAACAGUUUCCGCUGACCAGUUGCGCUACGUUAUUCUAAAAUCUCCUGUGAAUGGGAAGCUCCUGGUAGCAAACGAGGAGCUCGUGGUAGGCUCCACAUUCACUCAGGAGGAUUUGAAGCAAAUUGGCCUCACUUAUAUAGCAAUGAUUAGGAAUGCUGAAGAGACCGAAGAUAGCUUCCAGUUUCAGGUCUUUUUCGAGAGCCGACAUUCCCCAGUGUACACCUAUCCAAUUUUGAUUGCCAUUGACCCAGAGCUACCUGCUUUGGUGAUUAAGGGUUUGGUCGUGAUGGAAGGUGGCACACAAUCCAUCACUGAGAAUGAGCUCUUUGUGAAAAGCGAAUCUAGUAUCGCGUUUGCGUAUAACAUUACUCACGGACCUCAACAUGGGAAACUGAUCGCACAGGCAAGUGGACAAGGACCCAUCACGACUUUUACCAAUGAAGAUAUUCUCCAAGAGAGAUUGUGGUACAAGCAUGAUGACUCUGAAAGUGAAGAGGAUGAGUUUGGUUUUGUUGUUCUGAAACAGUUCGAAGGAGAGGCUGACUCUGAGUCCAACCAGGUCCAUGGCAUCAUGAGAAUCUCCAUCCAGCCCCAAAAUGAUCAGCCGCCAAUGCAAGUGGUGGACAAGAUCUUUAACAUCACCGUCAAUGGGCAGCGCUUGCUAACCACAGAGCAGUUGCGUUUCCACGAUGCCGAUUCCGAUUUUGACGAUUCCCAAUUGAUUUAUACAAAGUGGAGCAUCUCCAACGGUGACAUUGUCUCUGCAGCUGACACUGCUCAAACACUCUCCCGCUUCACUCAGGAAGACAUGGAGAAGAAGCGUGUGCUGUUCGAACACCAUGGAGCCCACCGGGGGAGGUUCCAGCUGCAGGUCUCUGAUGGUGUGCACCAAACCACAGCGGUGAUGGACGUGCAAGCAUCAGAUCCCUACUUGAGAUUGAUCACAAACACCAAGCUGAUGGUCCUACAGCGACAAGAGGCCACUAUCAAUGGGCUUCACCUCAGUGUGGAGUCCAACAUGGACAUCAGGAGCGAAGAGGAAAUAAUUUACCAAGUAACAGAUCCCCCAGGUUAUGGAGAAAUUCUAGUCAACGGUGAAGUGGGGUUGGCUUUUUCACAGCAAGAUAUAAACCAGGGACAAGUAGUCUAUCGCCACAAUGGGAAUAGACAGUCAAAGGAUUCUUUUAACUUUCUAGUUGGAGUGAAUCAGAUGCAAGUGAUGGGGACUUUUGGCAUUCAGAUCUUUUUGGAAAGUCAUCGCAACUCGCCAACCGUUCUCCACAACAAAAAGCUCUUUGUUAAACAAGGGAAAGCAACGACAAUUUCGAAAGAACAACUGCUAGUUUCCCACAAUGAUAGUGCCCCGUCAGACGUGAUCUACACUGUAAAAACUCCUCCACUCCAUGGCCAGUUGGUUAUGGUCACUGAUAGCCAGCCACUGGCCAGACAGGGUCACAUUCAAUCAUUUUCUCAGAAAGAUAUAAACAGGGGCAAAAUUCAAUACUUUAAUUCCAGGCUCAGUCCUCAGGGGGAUGUGUUUAUCUUGGAUGUAACUAACGGAUAUCAGACAGUGGAGGGAUUGACAGUAUUUGUGGAGGUCAUUCCUGACGCAGUUCUCUCAGUGACACAGAAUAUCUCAGUCAGAGAAGGUGACCUGGAAGCCAUCACUGAGCAGGUCUUAAACGUGUCAAGUUAUCUCACAAACCUGAAUUUGGAUUUGAAUUUCUUCAUCGUGGAAGCUCCUCAACGGGGUAUCAUCGAACACCAAAGGCGUCCUGGCGUUAGAUUAUCUCAAUUUACUAUGGAAGAGGUUAAAGAUGGAAGGGUCUUCUACGCUCAUGACAACAGCGAAACCCUGACCGACAGCUUCACUCUUGUCCUCAAUUCUUCAGCCAUUGCCAGGCUCAGCCAACCAGUCACGGUAACCGUGAGUGUGGUUCCUGUGAAUGAUGAAGUUCCAGUUAUCAGUGUGAAUACCGGAUUGGAGUUGUGGGAAGACACAGUGGCUGCAAUAACACAAGACAUGCUGAACAGCGAGGACAGAGAUUCACCUCCAGAAAAAGUGGUUUAUUCCAUUAGCUCCCCAUCUAAUGGCCAUGUGACAUUGACCUCAUCCCUGGAGAGUAACAUCCUGCAGUUCACACAGGCUCAGAUAAACGCUGGCGAGAUUCGAUUUGCACAUUACGGGUCGCUGCUUGGAGGAUUUCAAUUUGAGGUGUCCGAUGGAGUGAAUCACUCACCCACCCAACUGUUUAUGGUCAGUGCUAAGCGUUCUGACAUCCUGAUUGAAAUAAAGGAGCAUCUCAGGGUUUAUCCAGGAACACGCCAGCAAAUCACACGCCAACACCUGAACACUGUGACUAAUGAUGAGCGGGCAGAGAGCUGGUCAAUCACGUAUGAGAUCGAGACCGCGCCUGCUCUGGGCAGCAUCAUCACAGGACGAGGUGCCAAUAAAACCGAGCAACUUUUCAGCUUCACCCAAGCAGAUCUGGAAGCCGGGACUGUUUUCUACCAACACAACAGGCCAAAUAAGCCGUUCUGGAAAGCCCAGGAUUCUUUGCAGUUCACAGUCUCCACUCUCUUCGCCACAUCAGAGAAGCAGAUACUAAAAGUGUGGAUUUCUUUUGAAGUGCAGAAUUCUGAGCAAAAGACCCAGCUGUGGAAUAAUAAAGGUCUUGUCGUGUCUGAAGGUCAAAGUGCAGUAAUUGAUCAAUCCGUGUUGGACGCUUCAAACCUUUUAGAGAGUAUCCAGACAUCUGAGCAGUCAGCGUAUGAUGUGGUGUUUGAGGUGACGGCACAGCCGGAGCAUGGGAUUCUCUCGGUAGCAGACACAAGCAAAGUCCAGUAUUUCUUCCAGUCAGACCUGGUGGACUCUAAGCUGAGGUACACACAUGACAAUUCGGACACAUUAACAGAUCAUUUGGUAAUUCGAGCCUGGCUCAGUCCAAAAAGAAAGAUAUUCUCCAAUCCUGCAGUUGAUGGGAAAACUAUUGUCAUAUCAGAGAUCUUCAAUAUAACUGUAACACCAGCGAGUGUUAAUCCUCUCCUGCUGUUGACACAAAUCGUAACCUUGCAUGUCCUGCAAGGCUCCAGUCUUGAGCUGACUCAAGACCACAUGUACACUCUUGCCCCAGAUAAUGGACCGGAAGAAAUUCAAUACAAUAUCAUUGAUGAUCCUGGCAAUGGGUUCUUUGCACACAAGGUACUUGACAGCGCAGUUAUAAAACACUUCACACAGGCAGAUAUCAACACAGGAAGAGUGCUGUUCAAAGCAACUGGCAACCCAUCUACCAGCACCUUUCACUUCAGUGUCUCUGUUGAAAAGCAUCUGCCAGUUACCGGUUCUGUCACCACUGAAGUAACAGCAGUGAUUGUUAGUGUAAUCCAUAAUAGAAACAUUUUAUUACUGCAAGGUGAUGAGAUGAUCCCCAUAACUAGAGAGGAGCUCUUAGUGGACAGUAAUAGCAAUGAGUCAAUACUCUAUAAAAUAACACAGCAGCCAAGUAAAGGCAGCCUAUCUGUGAACCAGACUGUGGUGAGCAGGUUCACACAGAAGCACAUUGAUGAUGGAGAGCUAAAGUACCACAUGACCAACCUCUCAGACUCUCAAGACAGUUUCCGCUUCCUCGCGCUGACUAGAGGGGGAAACGUUUCAGGCACAGUUAAUAUUACAGUGAAGCCCUUAGUGAGGGUGGAGCGUAACCUUCAGUGGCCCAGAGGGACCACAGUCUUGAUUGAUGUUGAUACCUUAGAUGCCAGUGAGCUGUUCAAUAGAUCCAGGAGCAUUCCUUCAUUCAAUAUUGUGCGAGAGCCCACAGUGGGAAGGCUGAUUAUAGUGCAUGAACAGAAUGGAACCCAAAGGCCACUUGGGAAUAAAUUCACCCAGUCUGACCUAGAGGAAGGAAAGGUUGCAAUUGAAGUGUUUGACUACGGUGAGACUGGCUCUUCCUCUAAGACUGACAGUAUCCAGUUUAUUCUGACAGCUGAUGGAGUGCCACCUGGUAUAGGUACUUUAGAAUUUAAUACCAUCCCCUAUGUACCAACUCAACACUACAAUGCCACAUUGCUUAAAAUCUUGUCUCUGGGAGACAGCAUGUUGCCAAAGUCCAGUAGCAGCCCCACAGUCAGUGAAGCUGAUAAAGUGGAUCCUAACUUCUCAACAACUUGGAAUCUGAAUAAAGAGGAGAGAAGAGGCAGUAUGUCAACAUCAAGUAGCAUCAUAACACGGCCCCAGCCAACCGCAACUAAUGAAAAGGUCCUCGUGUCAACCGACAAUAGUCUGAUGGCUAUCAUCAUCACAGUCAUUCUGAUCGCUUUGUUGCUGUUAAUCGCCUUCAUAGUUGUCUUUUACAUUAUGAAGCGCAACAAAACUGGGAAGCACAACGUGCAGGUGGCAGCUUCGAAGCCCAAGAAUGGGACUGUGGAGAAAGAGACCUUUAGGAAGACUGAGCUGGCUCAAUCCGUCCCACUGGUGCCUGUCACACCACUCAACGGCGCCCAACCCAACACCAGCCAUGGUGACAAUGACCCAAAUCAAUUCUGUAGAACCAGCAACCCUCCUCUGAAAACAAAUCAGUACUGGGUUUGAGGUGCUCCUCCAUUCCAACAAACCCGCUCAGCACCCUUGGCUUGAGUAAUGUCUUACCGUGCAGCCUGAUUACUCAGAUAUAGACUAUCGAUGAAGCUGGU